Messenger RNA from Paraglomus brasilianum, 864 nucleotides. NCBI's taxonomy places the organism in Eukaryota, Fungi, Glomeromycota, Glomeromycetes, Paraglomerales, Paraglomeraceae. The record is from the annotation of a GenBank genome assembly.
AUGGCAUACAACAACUCUCCAAAUCUACAAAACCCAACGGAUGGUAACCCUCCCAUUAAUCCACCCUCAGAAAUACCUACCCAGGUCGUUAGUAACUUUACGACUGAUAAAACUACCGGCAACACGCAAUAUGUAAUGAACGACCCAAACAGUCAGAUAAUAUACACCGUCGGUCCAGACGGUAAUCCGGUCCCGAACAAUCCCGUAUUAUAUACGGUCGCUGAGGGUACCCCGGUAGUUCCUGUGAUGCCUUACGAUAACACGAUUGUUACCAGUGUGCCUCCAUCGUCGCCACCACAGUUCAAAUUUGCCAGUAAGGAAGUCUAUAUUGCAAUAGCUGCAUUGAUACUUGUUCUCGUGGGUGCUAUCAUGUUAGGGGUGGCAAAACCAUCUCUUACCAGUUGUGUCAAAAAUUGUUCACCAAAUUAUUCGGAUUUAACCGAUAUCUCUUCCAUUUAUUCUGCUUCUUUGAACUACGACAGCUGUCUUAAAAAAUCCUUUGCUGAACAGAACGAUAUAACUAUACGGCAACUACGAGAAGACUCCCCCCCGGAAAUAGCAAAUCUAGUUAAGUUGUCAACAGUGACAGCUGUCGAAGAUAAUGUCCAGUUCAUUGCACAGUUUGAUUGGACAACCCGGGGAAUACAAGACGAUACGAUUCCCCAGUGGUUCCACGAAUACCUCAAUUGCAUUAAACUCGUAGCUGACGCAAAUCUCACAGUCGAUUACCAAGAGCAUCAUCAUGCUUGGGAGAAAUUUGGUUUGCCAUACGAAUAUGAUGAUGCAGGUGAAAAGCAUCAAUUUUUUGACGAUCUAAACUGUGCAUUUAGCGAACCAGCAACAGUUUUACGAACGAGCUGUUGA